Messenger RNA from Perognathus longimembris pacificus (Pacific pocket mouse), 474 nucleotides. It is a transcript of the gene Ascl4, whose product is annotated as achaete-scute family bHLH transcription factor 4. Gene Ontology annotation, molecular function: DNA-binding transcription factor activity, RNA polymerase II-specific; RNA polymerase II transcription regulatory region sequence-specific DNA binding; protein dimerization activity. The coding region runs from base 1 to 474 and encodes 157 amino acids. The record is from RefSeq and is a predicted model, not a curated record. The transcript has a single exon. Lineage: Eukaryota; Metazoa; Chordata; Mammalia; Rodentia; Heteromyidae. Gene Ontology annotation, biological process: developmental process; regulation of transcription by RNA polymerase II.
AUGGAGAAACGUCAGCCAGCCGGACCGCUGACCGUGCCGUGCCCGCUGCCCCUGGCCCGAGUCCCUACCGGGGAUGCCUUCGGGGUCUCCGAGCGCCUGGACGCCGCGCGCCGCUGGGAGCGGAGACGGCCGUGCCCGCCCCUGCCGCUGGAGGGCGCCGCGGAGCCCGCCUUCCUGCGCCUGCGCAACGAGCGCGAGCGGCGGCGCGUGCGCUGUGUGAACGAGGGCUACGCACGCCUGCGGGACCGCUUGCCCCGCGAGCUGGUGGCCCGCCGGCUCAGCAAGGUGGAGACGCUGCGUGCCGCCAUCUGCUACAUCCGGGACCUCCAGGAGCUGCUGGAGCGCCACGCGUGCGCCCGGGACAGCCCGGCGGGGGCCGCCCCGCAGCGCAGGGCCGAUUGCAACAGCGACGGCGAAUCCAAGGCCUCCUCGGCGCCGUCGCCCUGCAGCGAGCCCGAGGACGCGGCCUGCUAG